GCCAAAAAUGGACAGACUUACUUUCAUUAUUGUUAGAAAAUAUUAGUGAGAUGAUCGCCGAUGUGUUAUUAAUGAUCUAUUACAUAAUAAUGGCAUUUAUAUUCUCAAAAGCAUUUAAGCAUUAUGCAUGUUUUCGCAUUUUUGAAGCAAUGUCAGCCUCAACAAACGGAUACAUCCAUUGGGUUGAGAAGCUGCCCAAGUCUUUGUUUAUAACCAAAAUAACAAGACGAAUAACAAAAGGGUGUGACUGGUGGAGUAGUGGAACGAUCCGAGCUUUUUCCCCAGAUUCCAGAUUCAUCAUAAUAUUAUAUCAUCACUGUUACCAUGCCAGGCCCAUCAAACAUGGAAUUGAGAAGUUCCUCUCAGCAAGGCAGAAUACAGGAGGAACAAUCAGAACAAGGGAUCACUGAAGCCACAGCUUCAGUCAAUGAAGUAGAGGCCCUGCGGAGACAGCUGGAGACCUUAAAAGCAUCCAGAGAUGCAGAGUAUCGCCGGAGAAGAGAAUUGGAGGAGCAAAUUGACAGACAACCUCAACCGGUAGCUACACCAAGGCAGGUUUGGGAGCCAGCACCCAGAAUCCCAGUGCCACAAAUGGACAAAUUUGAUGGCAAUACCCCUGUGUCAGAAUGGUGGACCACAUUUAUGGCCUACAUCGCCCUACAUUCAAUCACCGAGGCCAAAGCCAUAAAACUAUUGCCAUUCUAUUUGAUGGGAAUAGCCCUUCAAUUCUUCACACACUUGGACAGCUUGUCAAAAACCUCACUAACCAGCAUCAGGGAUGCUUUCUUUUCUAGAUUCCGACCGACAGUCCCCAUAAGUCAAGCUUUGAUGCGGGUGAAGCAGGGAGCCGACGAAUCUGUGGAUAAAUACCUAUACCGAGUGAGGAAACUGGCUGCUGACUGCUCGAUGGAAGAGGACAGCAUCACAUACUUCGCUCGAGAGGGUCUUCUUCAGAAGCUGAGGGUAAUAGUGGUCCCACAGAACCCAAAGUCCCUGGAAGACCUCCGAAAAAUGGCAGCCCUUGCAGAGGAAGCUACUGGUAAGGAUACCGACACCCCGCCUACUGACCUAAAGACGGCCCUUGCGGAGGGAAUCAAAAUCGCCCUUGCCAGUGUGGAUGCUGCAGUGGAGACCAAGGUCCGAAACCACUUAGACGAUCAGCUUGCAGAUGUCAAUGGUGUGUUUGCAGGCCAAACCCAACAACGAAGGCCCCAACCAGUCUCAAGGGACAGGGACAACUUCAGACAGACUAACAGGAGCAGAGAGCCAGGACCUUGCUUCAGAUGUGGGGGGUCUCUCUCAUCAAUCUGGUACCAACUCCUGCCUCUCAUCAGUCUUUUCAUGCUAUCCCUAAUCCCAGUAGCAGUUGCAACAAACAAAGAAGUUGAGUUUAGUCCAGUGGGAGACAACAUUCAUCGCCUCAACUAUGGAGUAAUCUUUAAGAAGGACUCAACUCUAGUUUUGUCACAAGAAUAUUGGACCCACACCUUUCACCUACAGCUACCCAAUUCUAUUAAGCCCACCAAUGUCUCAACUAGGUGCAAUCGUAAUGAGUCUCACUGUUACAAAUGGAAUGAUUUAGUUAGUGUUUUUCAAACUCUGCAUGUUGAAACUCAAAGUCAUGUCAAGGAAGUUGUGAAAACUAUUAGGUCUUUAAUUCCUCAAACUAAUUUUCCAACAAAAUCUUCAAAAAAAUCCCCAAGAGCAUUUUUGCCCUUUAUUGGCUCUCUAUCAAGAAGUCUAUUUGGAACAGCCACUAUAGAAGAUGUUCAGUUAUUAGCCCGACAUAUCAAUGCUCUUAAUCAACCAACAUGA
Magallana angulata is the source of this 1815-nucleotide messenger RNA. RefSeq lists its product as uncharacterized. The transcript is spliced from 4 exons. The coding region runs from base 325 to 1815 and encodes 496 amino acids. Lineage: Eukaryota; Metazoa; Mollusca; Bivalvia; Ostreida; Ostreidae. The record is from RefSeq and is a predicted model, not a curated record.